Messenger RNA from Chrysoperla carnea, 8577 nucleotides. RefSeq lists its product as uncharacterized. The record is from RefSeq and is a predicted model, not a curated record. Gene Ontology annotation, molecular function: histone acetyltransferase activity. The coding region runs from base 219 to 7364 and encodes 2381 amino acids. Lineage: Eukaryota; Metazoa; Arthropoda; Insecta; Neuroptera; Chrysopidae. The transcript is spliced from 3 exons. Gene Ontology annotation, cellular component: MOZ/MORF histone acetyltransferase complex. Gene Ontology annotation, biological process: regulation of DNA-templated transcription.
UUCAAAAACAAACCGUUAAAAGUAAGCUAUCAUUAUCAUCAGACGAUUCUGAUGCUAAUUCUAGUUCAGAAUUUAACAGUUCGAAUAGUUCUGAUGAUGAAGAUAGUUCGGAGUGUUCAAGUUCUGAUUGUUCAAGUAGUUCGGGUUCCGAUUCAGAUAGUUCUGAAAAACAAUCAGAGAGUUCGAGAAAUAAAGUAUUUGGUUCGAAAACUUCUGAUAUGCUGACAUUUGGUAGUAUCAGUACUCUUGGUAAUGAAAAAGAUUCAUCACCUUGGGGAUUUGCAGCUGUUGCUACGACUACCGAUUCAAAGAAAGUUGAUUUAUUCUCAACGAAAUCAGCUUCGAACACUAAUCCGUUUAGUGGUUUUACAGAGAAUAAACCUUUUGUUGAUAAAUCAAUCGAUGACAAAGCUUCGUCAACGACCUCGAAUUCUAGUAGUAGUAUUGAUAAAUUAAAACCUGGAUUCGGACAAUUAAAAGGUUUAUUCGAUGGUUUAUCACAUUUAUUUACAACACCCACACAUAGCCGAUCAAGAACGGCUCAAACACCUAAUUAUUCGUUAUCACGACGCAAACGUAAUGCAGAUAAAUCGGAAGAUGAUAAUAGAGAAGUUAUUGUUAAAAAAGUUGUGAAAGAAUUAUCACCACCUAAAAUAUUAUCUAAAACGGAACCUAAAUCCGAAUUAAAAACAAAAGAUAAAAUAGCAUCUAAAAUUGAACAAAGUAAUAAUAUUGUAAACUCGACUCCUCCUGCUCCUGCUGUGACAUCAAAACCUGAGAAUGCAAUUGGUAUUGCUACAAUUGUUAAAGAACAAUCAAAUAUUACAAUACCUCCUAAAAUUCCAAAACGUAUCACUCCUAUACCAGUACCUGCUACCAAUCUAACCCAAGAGAAAAAAGUACCGAGGCCAGGUAUUUUUGUACCGUCAACGUCAUCAAAUGAGGAUGAAAUACCUUAUUUGUCUCCAUCAAAUUUAGUUAAAACAGCUGUAAAUUCAAAGCGGCAUGAGCAAGAGCGACGUCGCUUAUUGAAAGGGGAUGCUGGGUUAGGGUUGAAUUCCCCAUUUAGAUCUAGUAUGGAGGAUUUACGGACUCAAAAGCGCACUUUAAAUGAUGGUGCUAUUCAUCUAAACAACUACAACUCAGUUGGACAGCAGUCAGCCAUCAAUCAGACGGAAGAAAUGAAGCAGUCUCUACCACCUGGUGUUACACAAAAGGAUGUGGAUUUAUUUAAAGAUACUCGAGAACGUGCUAAUUUGAUAACUCCAUCGGUUGUUAGUGCAGUAGCGUCCACAGAGAAUCAGACCCAGACCGCUACACCAAUACCAAAUUCACUAACUGUACUAAGUCCACCAUCACAAGCGAUUGCCACACAACAAAGAUGUCCAGCUGCUAUAGAAUUUGGCAAAUAUGAAAUACAAACAUGGUAUUCAAGUCCAUUUCCACAAGAAUAUGCUAGACUACCAAAACUAUUCUUAUGUGAAUUCUGUUUGAAAUAUACUAAAAGUAAAGCAGUGCUUGAACGACAUCAAGAUAAAUGCACAUGGCGACAUCCACCUGCCACAGAGAUAUAUCGAUGUCAAGAUAUCUCAGUGUUUGAAGUUGAUGGCAAUGUAAACAAAAUUUAUUGUCAAAAUUUAUGUCUGCUUGCAAAGUUAUUUUUAGAUCAUAAAACUUUAUAUUACGAUGUUGAACCAUUUUUAUUUUAUGUUUUAACUAAAAAUGAUAAGAAGGGAUGCCAUCUUGUUGGAUACUUUUCAAAGGAGAAACAUUGUCAACAAAAGUAUAAUGUUUCUUGUAUUAUGACAAUGCCACAGUAUCAAAGGCAAGGAUUUGGAAGAUUUUUAAUUGAUUUCAGUUAUUUAUUAUCCAAAGAAGAGGGGCAAGCUGGUACACCCGAAAAACCACUUUCAGAUCUUGGGCGUGUUUCAUACUAUGCGUACUGGAAAUCAGUGAUAUUAGAGUAUUUACACACUCAUCGUGUUGGCCCUUUAAAACUAUCAGAAAUAUCACAAGAUACGGGAAUGUAUUGCCAUGAUAUUGCUCUUGCGUUUCAAUUGUUAAACUUUGUACGAUACGUACCAUCCGAAAAUGGACCUAAAGCAAUCUUAUGCAUUGAUUGGAAGAAGGUUGAUGCUCAUAUGGAUCGUAUAUCAAAAUCGAAAACUCGAAUAUUUAUUGACAAAGAAUGCUUACGAUGGACACCACUAUUAACACCUACAGUGAAUCCAUUCCGAAUAGAAGAAAAAACUGAUCAGGAUUCUUCGGAGCCUAUUAUAGAAUCGCCUAGAUUAGAUGUUGCCAGUAUUAAAGAAGCAGAAGCUUUAAAUCGCGCUAGAAAUGGUGUAAAAAUAAUGCGACGUGGACGUAGAAAAAAGAAGCGAGGUGUCGCAGGUACUCCAGGCAGAAAGAGGAAGGAAGAAACGAUAGAGAAAGUUACACCAAAAGUAUCUCAGGAAGAAACACCAGAAACGCCUGACACUCUAUCUUUAUCUAAACGUAGAACAAGACCGAGUAAAUUAAAUGAAACACCUAAAGAAAAGGAAAAAAUCAAUGAAACUCCGAAACGUAAACGGGAAUUAAAUUCAUCAGGAGCUGAAAUGCAAAAGAAGAAAUUGAAAUUAGAAGAUUGUUCUACGCCUAAACUUCAAAAAGCGGCUCCAACACCUGUUGUUGAAAUUCCUAUUAUGAAAACUCCUCUUGUGAAAAAUAAACGUACUAGAGAAAGUGUAAAUACACCUUCAAAACCAAUUGAAGAAGUACCAGAAGUUAAAACACCAUUUAAAACACCACGAAAUCGUAAAGGAACACCUAAGAAAGGUGAAAGAUGGUCUCAACGACGUGAAAAGAAAUUGAAAUUAAAUGAAAAGGAAAAGAAUACUGAGGAGAUUAUUGAAACUCCUGUUGAAGAGGAAAAGAAAGAAGAAAAAGUUAUUGAAAAAGUGAUAAACGAUAGUAUCGAAUCGGUAUCUUCAGUUGAUGAAAAUACAUCUCCUGUUGUUGAACCUAUUUCAAAUACCCGGAAAAUUAAAACUGGAUUUAAAAAGAAACGUGGUUGGCUGAAAGGAAGAGCUAAGAAAUUGCCAACGUCGACAUCGAAACAGUUAACAUUACACGAAGCAUUAGAAAAAGCGAAAGAAAAAGAAGUUGUAUCUGAAUCUAAAGAUAAUAAAAAACAAGAUAAAUUGGAAAUUGAGGAAAAACCAGAGAAACUCAUCACCCCACCUAAAAAGGAAGAAAAACCUGUUGUAUCUCAAGAAGUUAUUAAGAAAUCUGAAAUUAGUACACCGAUUACUAGUCGAAGAAAUAGUUUAGAAAAACGAAAAAAGAAAAUUAAACAUUCUGAUGAAGAAGAUUCAAGCGCAGAAGCAGACGAUGAGAUGGAUGAUGACGAUAAAAUUCCAUGUAUUAAAGAUAGAUCUUUAUCCCCUCCUCCAAAACUUAAUCCAAUUCCAACUGCACCACCAAUAGAAUCAAAAUCAGAGCCAAAACAACAAAAACUUGAUGAAAAACAAGGUUUGGAUUUGAAAGAUAAUUCUGAGGAUUCAAUAAAAGAACAAUCUGAAGAAAUCAAAUCAAAUGAAGGUUCUAAUGAAGUUGAAAAAAGUCUAGAAACAAAGGUUUCAGAAGAUUCAUCAGCAUUAGAAAAUGUUACACAAGAACAUGAAAAGAAGGAAACUGAAGAUAUAAAAAAAACAGAAAGGGUUGAAAACAUCACAGAUUCAAACGAUAAAUUGAAUAAAUCUAAAGAAGAGAAUGAUGAUUCAUCAGAGUCCGAAGUAGAAAUUGACGGUCAAAAAAUCAAAAGUAUUAAAGAAAUUUAUGAAAUAGCUAAACAAGAGAAUAUUAAUAUUGAGGAACCACCAUCGGAGAAAAUACAAGAACAGAAUAUGUCUGAACCAACUACAGAAUCGAAAACAUCAAGCACAGUAAUGGAUGUAUCCAAAGAAGAUGAUAUACCCAAAAUUGAAGAAAUUAAAUCACAAGAAAUUGAUGAAAAUUCUAAGAAUGGUGAAGAUGAAAUAACUAGACGUGUCCCUGAAGAACCAGAAGUUGAUCCCGAAGAGACAAAGUUGCCAAGUCCAGAACCGCUAAUUAACACAUCAGAGGAUAAACAAAUAGAAAAUAAAAAUUCAGACGAUCAAAUAAAGAAAGAUCAUCAAUUAUCAUUUUCAAAUCAACCAGAUAUCAAGAAAGAUCCACAAUUAUCAUUUUCAAAUCAUUCAGAUAUCAAGAACGAUCAACCUUUAUCAUUUUCAAAUCAUUCAGAUAUCAAGAAAGAUCAACCAUUAUCAUUUUCAAACCAAUCAGAUAUUAAGAAUGACCAACAAUUAUUAUUUUCAAACCAAUCAGAUAUCAAGAAAGAUCAACAAUUAUCAUUUUCAAACCAAUCGGAUAUCAAGAAAGAUCAACAAUUACCAUUUUCCAACCAAUCAGAUAUCAAGAAAGAUCAACAAUUAUCGUUUCCAAAUCAAUCAGAUAUUAAAAAAGAUCAACAAUUAUCAUUUUCAAAUCAAUCAGAUAUCAAGAAAGAUCAACAAUUAUCAUUUUCAAAUCAAUCAGAUACUAAGAAAGAUCAACAAUUAUCAUUUUCAAACCAACAAAAUAUGCAAAAUUUCAAUAAUCCAAUCCCUGAAAUGAAACUUAAUGAAACUAAAACAAAUGUUAGUGAAGCCCCAAAAGAAGCUAAAAAAGAGACUAUUCCAUCAAUUUCUCCACCCAUAAAAGAACAACCGCCAACAAUUAAAGAAGAAAAACCUCAAAUAAUGAUGGAACCAGAGAAAAUUACAACACCAAUAAUUAAAAAACCUCAUAAAGAAAUAUACAAACCAACUUAUGUGGAACCGGAAAAACAAUCAAAUAUUCAGGCAUCCCAUACCCAAAAACUUUCACAAAUGGAAACGGAAUAUUCCAUUCCAAACUAUCAUAACUCUCAACCACAGUAUCAUCAAUGGCAACAUUGGGAUCCAGCACGAAUACCAUGGGAACAAAAUCGUUAUUACGAUAUGAAAAUGUUUGAUCCAGCCAAUCGUGAUUAUUUAAACUAUGCAAUACCAAAUCAUCCACCAUUCGAAAGUUUACAUAAGAAAAUUGAAGAUAAAGCUGCAUUAAAAGCUCAUCGACAUGAGCGUAAAGAUAAAAAAUUACAAGAUAAUAAAAAUGAUAAACGUACAAAAGAUGAAACUAAAAACUUAUGUACACAACAAGCGGAACUUCAAAAGAAUAAAACAAUUGCAGAUAAUUUAAAGCAAUCAAUGCAACAAAAAAUUAUUGAUCAACAUUUAAACAGUCAAAGUUUAUCAAAUCACCGAAUGGAUUUACAUUCACCGAAAGAAAUCAGUGCAACAAUUACAUCACAACACAAUACACAUCUUACAAAUACUUCAAAUCAUAUGCAAAUUAAACAAGAAGAUAAGUCAAAUUUACAUAUGAAAUCAGCAAAAUGUUCUGAAUCCAUGGAUAUGUCAAUGAGUGGGGGUGGGGGAGCUACAACGGAAUCAAUGCAAUCACAUAAUGCAUUAAAACAACAUACAUCACCGUCCGAUAUCAGUUCAAUGGGAGUUUAUACACCUGAUUCAACAACUAAUUCUGUACAUAGUCUACAUUAUGGGCAAUGUGAUUUAGAUGUAAGCCAUUUGGGCUUAGAAUCACCAACAUCAAUAUCCAGUGAUAUGGCAUCACAGAAUUCAGUGGAAUCAGCAAGACCUCCAUCAGUUGUACCACCAAAUCAACAACAACAACAGCAACAACAAUCAUCACAAAAUUCAAGCAAUCAACAACAAUCGAAUUAUUCAGAUUGUUCGGUGCAACAUAAUAUGCAUAAUUUACAUAAUAUUCAUAGUAAUUCUAGUCCACAACAAAAUUUAAAUGCAACACAACAACAAAGUUUACACACAAAUAUGUCAAUUAUUAAUCAAAAUCAAACAAGUGUGCAACAACAACAACAACAACAACAUCAACAACAACAACAACAACAACAGCAGCAGCAGCAACAACAACAACAACAACAACAACAACAACAGCAACAACAACAGCAGCAGCAGCAACAACAACAGCAGCAACAGCAACAACAACAAUCAACUUCGAGUAAAAGACAAUUACAACAACAUAGAAAUCGUUCGAAUACACCAUCGUCAAGUAAACAGCAUUCUAAUAUUCGAGCAACCCCACCAAGUGGUGGUAAUAUUCAACAGCAACAGCAUUCAACAGUACAACAACAAUCCCAAAGACACGCAAGAGCAACACCACCCGCAAUACUUUCACAUCAACAUUCAGUACAAACAAGUCAACAUAAUCAACAAGCCGCUGUAAAUAUGCAACAAUCUGCUGUGUCCGCAGCAAAUCAACAUCAGUUACAUUUACAACAAGUAGCAAUGCAUCAAACGUAUGCAGCCGCUGCACACCAUCAAACAAAUUACUUGCCACAAAUGGUUGUAUCACAAGCAUUUCCACCGGGUUCACAGGGGGGAGCCACUGGUUCAACUCAUGUUAGUGUACCGAUGAGUUCUGUUAUACAGCAUCGUAUGAACGCAUCACAUCAACGACUUGGUUCGUCAGCAGCUUGUGCCAAUGUGACUGCAGCCAAUUUUUAUAUUCAAACUCCAGGACCAGUGCCAACGCCUGCGCCAACUCCAACCUCACAAAUGAAUUCACAAAAUAAUACAGGUACUAGUGGAAAUACAAGUUGUAGUUUAGCAAAAUUACAACAAUUAACUAAUGGUUUGGAUUUAAUUCCACCUUCUUGUAAUUCCACACCACCAGCUUCCAUGAAUCUAACACCACCGCCCACACAUCAUCCACAUGCAACAAUGACACCACCUCCCACAUCACAUCAGAUGUUACAACAGCAAUCACUCCGCCAUUUAUCAACAUCACCGUCAUCAAUUCCAUCCAAUCUACAGACGCAAGUUACUUUGGCGGGCUACCACAAAUAUUAUCCAACAAACAUGAAUCAAUUAAGUGGCACUGUCACGCCACCGAUUGGAUCACAAAAUUUACGACGUAAUUCUAGUGCAAAUGUUGUAACAAAUGUGCAACAUAUGCAAUCGCCAACAAAUCGAGUCAGUCCAAAUGUGGCAGCAUUAAAUCCAAAUUUAAUGGCACAAUAUUCCCCAAUAAAUGGAUAUCGAAUGACUGCCCAACAAUCAGCUGGUACCGUGACUGGUUACAUCACAAACACUCCAGCUGGAUUUAUAAACACACCCGCACAAAUUCCAAUGCAAAUGGGUGUGAUGAAUAUGACUCAAACACAAUACCAAGAUCCUGCAGCUAUACAACGAGCGGCACAACAAAAUGUGUACACUACAUAUAGUUACAUAAAUGGAAGUCUAAUGCAACCAUUAAAUGGGACUAUGAGAAGAUAAGAUUUAGUUUGGACCUGUGUUACGUUCCAGAAAUCAGUGGUAUGUGUAAAUAGUUGUACACUUGCUACAAACUCCUCAAAUAUUAAUAAUGUGUAAAUAAUAUAAUCUUUUAAAAUUUGAACUGAAUCAAAACCAGAUGACUGAAUAAUAAUAUGAAGAAGACCUUUAUUAAAAAAAAAAAAAAAAAAAAAAAGUCGCCUCAAACAAUUCAUUUUUAUGAAAAAUAAAAAUCUUUAAUUCUAGAUUUUAGAAGAUAGCGUGUUGAAUUUUUAGUGUUUAUAUUGAUUGUAAAUAGCAAUUUUAUAGAUAAGUAUUAUUAUUAUAUGGAUGGUUAGUUUUCUGAUCCAAUUGUAUUUUUAGUCUGGGUAAUACAUUCAACAAACAUUUAUUAUUAUUUUGCACAGUUUUAAUUCAACUAUAAGAAUCAUUCUGGAACAGAACUUCUCAUAACAGCAUCCAAAAAUAUUGGGAAAAUGUUUAUAGACCACAAACCCAUGCUGAAUUUUCGGGUGAAAUGACUCACCAGGAAUCAUGUUGAAAAAAAUGCUCCCAUAUGUAAAAGUUAAUUUAAGUACCAUGGUGUCAUUUUUGCGCGGUACAAGUGAAUACAGGUGAGAAUAUGAAUGUUCCAUCCCUUGCUAUCUCACCUGCUGCACCAGCAAAUAUGUACGGCGUUGCCGGAUACUAACUCUGCAUACGUAUCCGAAGCGAAUUACAUAAAUUCCGUACAGAAAUAAAAGGGCAAUUUCCGAAGCUAUGCGUGUUUAUUUCUGUAUGGCAUUUAUAUAAUUUCCUUCGAAUACCUAUGCAGAGUCAGUAUCCAACAACACCGUACAAAUUUGGUGGUGCCGGGGUCAGAUAGCAAGGGGUGUGACAUUCAUAUUCUCACCUGUACUCACUUGUCCUGCGCAAAAAUGACACCAUAGAGCUUAAACUUACUUUUACAUAUAGGAGGGUCUUUUUCAACAUGAUUCCCGAUGGAUUAUUUCACCCGAAAAAUUUCAGCAUAGGCUUGUGGUCUAUUAUUAAUUUAUUGUGAAAAUGCUUAAAGCUGUUGUCUCAUUACGGGCAUAGUGUCAGAAAAUUUUAAUUAAAAAAAAAAAAUUUAUUAAGGAGUUAUAUCCAGAGUGCAAAAGAAUACGUUUUUUUUUUGGGGGGGAAGACCAUUUAUUUUACAUAAAUAUAAAAACGUAUACAUAUGGGACAUUAAUUA